UUUUAUUAUCGUACCCUUGUUUAACUACAUUUUUAUAUACCAUAUAUAUAUGUAUAUGAAUAGUUUCGUUUUAUAAUAAUUGUUUUGGCUGUAAAAAGAAUCAGAGAGAAUAAGAAUCUAUUUGGACGUGUACUUUGUUCAAAACUGCUUUUCAUUUCACCACCCAAUUGAGAUACAACAAAAAAAAAAUAUCAAGACCCAUUUUACAGAAAUCACAAAGUGAAGGGUUUGAUCAAUACCAAUACCAAUAUCAUACUAUUAACAUAAUGAGUGGCGGAAACCCAUGGGCCAAGAGAGAUGCUUGGAGAUACGAAGGACAAUUCACCAGAAUAAAUAGAUUUAAGAAUGCAUUCCCUGGUCUUGGAAUUGCUAUUGUUGCAUUCUCCGGUUAUUUAGCUUAUGAAAAGAUAUUCUUAACCAAAGAUAGUCAUCAUGAAGAACAUCAUUAGGAAACAUACUCAGUUUACUUUUGAAACGACAAUGAGUCAAUGGAUCUUAACGUUAUUUAUUGCAUUUAUUUCAUUCCACGUACUCCUACAACAAAUCAUUCAGAUUCAUUAGAAUUUUACGUAUCAAUUUUUUUUGCCCUUUAUGGGUUUUAUUCAUAUAUCUUAUCAAUUAUAAGACGAUUAACAUAAAAGUAGUUGGUUGAUCUUUAAAUAUUAUAUAGGUAUUUGUGUACAUUUUAAUUUACAAAAUAUAGAUUAUGCAAAGAAAGGUU
Scheffersomyces coipomensis is the source of this 721-nucleotide messenger RNA. RefSeq lists its product as uncharacterized. The transcript has a single exon. The coding region runs from base 267 to 449 and encodes 60 amino acids. The record is from RefSeq and is a predicted model, not a curated record. Gene Ontology annotation, cellular component: mitochondrion. Gene Ontology annotation, biological process: electron transport chain; mitochondrial respiratory chain complex I assembly. NCBI's taxonomy places the organism in Eukaryota, Fungi, Ascomycota, Pichiomycetes, Serinales, Debaryomycetaceae.